Molecule: messenger RNA, 3942 nt
Organism: Caenorhabditis elegans
Lineage: Eukaryota; Metazoa; Nematoda; Chromadorea; Rhabditida; Rhabditidae
Gene: ncr-2
Product: NPC intracellular cholesterol transporter 1 homolog 2
Exons: 19
Coding region: 1-3825 (1274 amino acids)
Cellular component (GO): membrane
Source: RefSeq, marked reviewed
AUGCGUCAAGGAGGAGGAGGAGGCGAGAGAAUGGUAUCUGUCCUAUUCUUAUUGCUAAUACAUUUGGCAUUGUGCCAAGCAAAAUGUGUGAUGACGGAAUGUGACGGAGAGGAGGAUAGCAACCAUCCACCAUGCAAGACUAACAAGUCAACAUAUCUACCAAUCACCGUGACACGGUCUCUAAAUCCAACUUAUAUGGCUCGAUUCGAAAAGUACUGCUCGUAUCUUGUACAGGAAGAGGAUAAAGCUCAAGUCUGCUGUACAGAACUGCAAUUAAAAGGAAUGACUGAUCGAAUUUCUAAUGCUGCUACAAUCCUUGGAUCUUGUCCCAGUUGCUUCGACAAUUUUGCAAAACUCUGGUGUCAAUUCACUUGUUCCCCAGAUCAAUCAAAAUUCAUGAAGGUAAUGGAAACGACUGGUCCGAAAAAUGUCGUGGUUAAAAUGGAGUUCAAAGUGAAUCGAGAUUUUGUGGAGGGAUUGUACGAGUCAUGCCGUCAUACGUGGUUUGCCAAUGGACUUGCUCUUCGAUUGAUGUCUCUUGGUGGAAAAGUCUCUUUUGAAAACUUUUAUGGAUUUAUGGGAACGAAGAAUCUUGCACAGAGUAUUCCAAUAAACACCGAGUUUCAGUUUUCUCGAAUGAAAAACGCAAUGAAUAUUCCAACAACACCAUGUCACAAAUCAGCUGGCCCCAAAGUUCCAGCUUGUGGAGCUAUUGAUUGUCCAACAAAUGCCCAUCAACUUGUAGAUAUCUCCAAAGUUGAACAUCUCGGAACGAAAGUGUUCCAUCCUCACUUCCCAGACUUUGAAUGGUUACUGAAAAUCUGCGGAUGCCUCGCACUUACAGUCCUCCUGGUCUUCAUUCUUAAAUAUUCUUGUCAUAGACGAUCAGCGCCUAAUGGUGAAGAUGGAUGUUACGUGGAUUUGGGAAAAGGAAAUUUGGAAGUUCAAUUUGAAGGACUUUGUGCUCGAUAUGCAAAUGCUGUAAUUAAACAUCCAUUGAUAUUUGUUUCACUUGGACUUAUUGUAGCUGCAGCUUGUUGCUCUGGAAAUUUCAAAUUUCACAGUCUCACGCAUUCAGUUGAUCAAGUUUCGGCUGCCGAUGGAGAAACUAGACGGAACGAGAAAAAAUUCAUCCAUUCUUUCGGACCUAAUCAUCGAAUUGAGCAAAUAUUCAUCAACUUACCACCUACCACUAAGUCUAUGUUCAACAUGCCACUUUUUGAAGAAAUGUUCCAAUUGGUUGGGAAUAUUCAGAAUUUGACAGCUUGCUAUGGGAAUUCGUCAGUGAAGCUUGAUGAUAUAUGCUACAAACCUAUCGGAAAAAAUCACGGGUGUGCAAUUAUGAGCCCAACCAACUAUUUCCAGAACAAGUGGACCAAUUUCGAAAACGCGGGACCUCCAACUAUUGAUGAUGAGAUCUUUGAUGAUCAACACUGGGAACAUUUGAAGUACUGUAUAAGAAAUCCUCUUACCGUAUCCACAUACUCUGAAAUGUCAUGUUUCGGAGAGUUUUCUGGGCCUAUCGAUCCGAUUCUAGUGUUUGGUGGAAGUAAUGAAAGUAUCAAGGGUGCUGAAAUGUACUACACCGCUCGGACUAUUAUGAUAACGGUUUUAAUCAGAGGCCCAGAAGAUCAAGCUAUAGCCUGGGAAACUGCGUUUCUAAACAUGAUGAGUCGUUAUGAAAUGAAACACGCAAAUUUUACAUUCAUGACAGAAACGUCUGUUGCGGAAGAAAUUCAUACUGCUGUGGAGACUGAUAAAAUUGUGUCUGUGAUUGCAUGUGCUGCUGUUCUUAUAUGGGUUAUUACAAUGCUUGGAAUUAAUCAUUGGCCAGAGUCAUCCAUAUUGUCAGCUCUAGUUCAUCACAAGCUACUCAUUUCGAUAUCAGCUGUUAUGAUCAGUGUGAUCAGUGUUUGGUGCUCGAUUGGUAUGUUCUCGCUCUUUGGUGUCCAUGCAACAGAUAAUGCAAUUGUUGUUUUAUUCUUUGUCAUCACUUGUCUUGGAAUCAAUCGAAUCUUUGUCAUUAUCAGAACAUUUCAAGCCAAUGGUCACUGCUACGGACUUCCGAAUAUCUCAUAUCGAGAAAUGAAUCACAGAAUUUCAAAUGUAAUGCGUCGAAGUAUUCCAAUUGUUCUAACAAACUCCCUUAUCUGUUCAACAUGCCUUUUCUUAGCCGGAGGUGUUCUUCCAUAUGUAUCUGUCAGCAUGCCAGCAGUUGAAGUAUUUGCAAGACAUGCUGGGUUGGCAAUUCUUAUGGAUACUGCAUUCUAUCUCCUUGUAAUGCUACCACUAUUUCAAUAUGAUGCGAGAAGAGAAAUGUCUGGAAAAUGUGAAAUCUGGCCGUGGUACGAGCUAUCAAACGAGUCAAAAAUUAAUCUAUGCAUGGAAGCAGUUGAUGGAAAUCUUCGAAGCCCAGUGGAUUGGUUCAAGCUUGCGAUCGCCCCUUUAUUGCUCAAAAAGAUUUGUAGAAUUUGGAUAGCUACAUUCUUCUUUGUUUCCCUAAUUAUAGCAUGCUACUGUACUCUGUGCCUCGAAUUUGGUUUCAAUCAAGUUAUGGCUUUUUCAGAGACAAGUUAUCUGACAAAACAUUUCCAAAAUAUGAAUGAGAAUUUGAACAUUGGGCCUCCGUUAUGGUUUGUUGUAGAAGGUGAUGUCAAAUGGCAUGAUCCGAAAAUGCAGAACAAGUUUUGUACAUUAGCCGGAUGUGAUGAUAAUUCAAUGGGAAAUAAGAUCCGAUCAUUGGCAUACGCUGAGAACUACAAAGGAAACUAUCUACACGGCGAUGUAAAUAUUUGGCUGGAUUCAUAUCUUCAGUUCAUGCAUCCUCGAGGUUCAUGCUGCAAAAUGGAUGGAAAACAAUUUUGUGACCCAUCAAACGCAACACAUUGCUCAUCUUGCUCGUCGAGCAGCGUAGCUUCAUUGACAACUACAGAAUAUGAGUUCUACCGUAAUUUGCAUCACUUCUUGGAGACUCCUCCAUCAAUCCAAUGUGCUCAUGGUGGAAUGGCUCUGGCAAAACCAGCGAUCAAUUUGACAAGAAAUGGAAAAAUUCAAUCUGCCUAUUUUUCAACAUUUUUCAAAAAGUUGAAUCUCUCGGACUCUAUUCAGCUGUACGAUGCCUGGAGAUUCGCGAAAUACCUAGCAGACGACAUUGAACGUGAACUGGAAAUUCCUGGUGUGAAAGUCUACGUGUACAGUACCUUCUUCCCUUAUUACGAACAAUAUCUGACUCUGAGCACAACUGUAUAUACUCUUGUAGUUCUGGUUCUUUUUGUUGCUUUCGUCACGAUUUCCCUAUUUUUACGCGUUAAUUUGGCUGGAAGUUUAGUCACUGUAUUUGUACUCCUCUCAUCAUAUCUUCACUUGAUGGAAUGGAUGUAUCUACUCGGAAUCACAGUGAAUGUAGUAUCAGUUAUCAAUAUGGCAAUGUCUCUUGGAAUCGCUGUUGAGUUUUUUGGGCAAAUGCUACAUGGAUUCUAUAACUCAAAAAAACCGAAAAGGGAAGAAAGAGCAUUCGCUGCACUUGUCAGUAAUGGAUCUACGACAUUGUCCGGAAUCUUCCCUGCUAUCAUGAUCACCGCUGGAUGUCUUUCAUUUGCUGAUUCUCGUGUGCUCAUCACAUACUUCUGCAAUCAACUUGUUGGAAUUGGUCUUGUUUGUGCAGUUCAUGGAGUUGUUUACAUGCCAACACUUUUGGCAAUUUUCGGAUCGGAUUUCUAUCAGAAUGUGAGCAGUGAAGAAGAAUCAACCGAUGAAGCAGAACUGCAGGAUACUCCUCCAUCGACCACAUCAAGUACUUCCAGCACUUCUGAAACAUCUGUCUGAUUCCUUUCAUUCUCUUUUGUACAUUUUCUAAUCAUUCCCGUAUAGAAUGAUCUCUAUGUUCGUUUACAAUGUGUAUGAAUCCCUCUGAAUCAUAUUUAUAAUAAAAUGUGUUCUAUG